This is a messenger RNA of Sinocyclocheilus grahami, 1460 nucleotides long. RefSeq names its product lathosterol oxidase-like. Lineage: Eukaryota; Metazoa; Chordata; Actinopteri; Cypriniformes; Cyprinidae. Gene Ontology annotation, biological process: lipid biosynthetic process. Gene Ontology annotation, molecular function: iron ion binding; oxidoreductase activity. The record is from RefSeq and is a predicted model, not a curated record. Bases 86 to 982 code for a protein of 298 amino acids. The transcript has 5 exons.
AGGACGGCCUCUCUGAGGCUUUUAAGGUUACCUCACAUAUUUUCUCUUCUGGCGAGUCUUCAAAAGCACAUUUACAGGGUCAAAGAUGGACCUUGUGCUCAACGUUGCAGAUUAUUACUUCUUCACUCCUUGUGUGUAUCCCUCAUCAUGGCCCGAGGACGAGCCUCUGCGGCAGAUCAUUGGCUUGAUGGUGGUCACCAACCUGGGUGCUGCAGUCUUAUAUCUAGGCCUGGGUGCUUUGAGCUACUUCUUCAUUUUUGAUCACAAAUUAAAGCAACACCCUCAAUUUUUGGAGAACCAGGUGCAACGUGAAAUUAAGUAUGCUUUGUGGUCUUUGCCCUGGAUCAGCCUACCAACAGUAGCAUUGUUUUUCGCUGAGGUCAGAGGAUACAGCAAACUGUACGACAGGGUCGAUGAAUCGCCCCUCGGAUGGUCAGGGCUGAUUUUCAGCAUGGUCUCUUUCCUGUUAUUCACUGACAUGUGCAUUUACUGGAUUCACAGAUUCCUUCACCACAAGUUGAUCUAUAAGUAUUUUCACAAACCACAUCAUGUGUGGAAGAUCCCCACUCCAUUUGCUAGCCACGCUUUCCACCCUGUGGACGGAUUUCUUCAGGGCCUGCCAUACCACAUAUACCCCUUCCUCUUCCCCCUACACAAGGUUCUGUACUUAGUCCUGUACGUGUUCGUCAACAUAUGGACCGUCUCCAUCCAUGACGGGGACUACCGUGUGCCCAGCCUGAUGGAACAAAUCAUCAACGGUUCAGCUCACCACACAGAUCACCACCUUUUCUUCGACUACAACUACGGGCAGUACUUCACCCUGUGGGACCGCAUUGGAGGCUCCUACCGCUACCCUUCAGCCUUGAUGGGGAAGGGGCCGCACGACCACAUUAAAAAACUGAUGGCAAAAGGGAAGCUGAACUCAAACAGCGUAAACGGCAACACUAAUAAAAAAAAAGGUGUUCAUGUCAAGAAAGAGUAGGUAGGCAGAUUAAGCAUCAUGAAUGAGUUUCAAGGUAAGGUUCAAGGUAAGUGCUUAUUCAUAAGAGACUCUUCAUCAAUACUAGUAAAGUAAAAUAAUCAGUUAUGCAUAAAAUUGCCAAAAGGAGGCACAAAAUGUGCAAAGGACAAAAGGAAUCAAAGAAAGUACAAAAAGUGUGUAUUUUUGCCAAAUAGUAACAUUCGCUGUGGCUACCCUGUUGGUAUUCUUGCUUUUGUGUAAUUUAAUAUGAAUAACUUAAAUUAACAGGUUUCUGUCAAGUAAGCGUCUAUAAUUUCGUUGUCAUAAACAUUCAAAGAAUGUAUGAAGAUUGACAGGACUCUCCCUUCACAUGACCUCAGUUCAUCUUUCCAUUAGCAGUUGUUAAAGUACACAAGACUGGUGAAGGUUUUUGCUGGUCUACAGUCAUCUUUUCUUAAAAGAGAUUCUGCGGUUUGCUUUUGAUAUAAAAAACAUUUCC